Messenger RNA from Strigops habroptila (Kakapo), 946 nucleotides. It is a transcript of the gene UTS2, whose product is annotated as urotensin 2. Gene Ontology annotation, molecular function: hormone activity. The coding region runs from base 409 to 783 and encodes 124 amino acids. The record is from RefSeq and is a predicted model, not a curated record. Gene Ontology annotation, biological process: blood vessel diameter maintenance; regulation of blood pressure. Lineage: Eukaryota; Metazoa; Chordata; Aves; Psittaciformes; Psittacidae. Gene Ontology annotation, cellular component: extracellular region. The transcript has 4 exons.
GCUCAUAAAUCAGCUGUCUGAUUGCCCUGGUCAUUUCAACCAACGUCUGACCCUUUUGUUAACUCAUGAUUUAUAACUGGAAGUUACUUUUUUUUUAAUGCUAGAUUUAUAAACUUUACUGUGCUUGGUUUGAUAUAAUAUCCAUUUUGUACCCCAAGCUAUAAGACAGUAAAUUUAUUGUCUAUGAACUGUUACCUUGAAAAAUUACAUCAAUGCAAAGUGGUUUCCAUUUAGAGUCAAUGGGCAAUAAAUUCAUUGGAUUUUUUUUUCUGAAGGGGGGAGAGAACAUGAUGAUAUUUAUGAGGUCAUGAGCGGCUAUAUAACGGGUGAAACUGGGAGCAGAGGCAACAGACAGGAGUUCGGAGGUACAGGGGUAGGCAAAGACGAAAUACAUUCAACACAGCAACAAUGCAUAAGCUGGUAUUCUGCUGUCUCAUUAUUAUUGGCUUCUCCUGUCCUCUCUCUUCUCUCCCCAUCAUCAAUGCCAGUGAGAUGUCGUAUCAACUCUCAGCUGAUGACGAUCCAAGAUUAAACCUGGAGAGGCUGGGCAGCCUAGGAAGCACUUCCCUGCUUCAGUUGCUGCCAGAGCUCCUGGGCACAGUGACUGAAGACAACAAAGGAGGUCUUAGCCCCAGCAGCUACAACCCAAGGGAGAACAUCAAAGAGACUUUCUAUGGAAAUCAUCCUCGAAUUGCUUUGCUGGGCCGCUUCUUGACCAAGGAUAGGAAACAGUACAAGAAACGUGGGAAUCUUUCCGAGUGCUUCUGGAAAUACUGUGUGUAAACAGGAGAAGAAAAUCUCCCUGACUUUGGUUGCAUAAUUUAUACAGAUGUCUGAAAACAUGUUUAUAGAUUUGCUUUUGAUUUAAAAUGAGAAUGAAGAAACAUGAAGACAGCUCCUAACUUUAGAUUCUAUGCUACUUGGAAAUUAAUAAAUUCUUGAUGUU